Molecule: messenger RNA, 3166 nt
Organism: Aspergillus homomorphus CBS 101889
Lineage: Eukaryota; Fungi; Ascomycota; Eurotiomycetes; Eurotiales; Aspergillaceae
Gene: abp2
Product: putative ARS binding protein Abp2
Exons: 2
Coding region: 418-2862 (814 amino acids)
Molecular function (GO): DNA replication origin binding
Source: RefSeq, a predicted model, not a curated record
UCUUCGUCUGGCGCUUGCGACGGCGAUGAUGUUGAUUCUUUUCGGCCACUGUUGCGUUGUUCCUGCAUUGAUUUUUCCAAUGCCGCGUCGCUGUUUAUACUAUUGAUUGUAUAUAAUAUAUCAGCAAGACUUUCAGGUUACCUCCUACUUCAGAUUACUAUUUACUCCCUCCGGUUGAAAGAACCUAUCACGAGGAUCCGAUCCCUCCAAUCGCGCACUACUGGGCUGGUCCCCGAAAUACCCGUGCUUUACGCCAAUUGAUAGGACUUAUAUAUUUCGGCGCACUCCAGCCCUCUAACCCGAGACAUUCCGCUUCCCUAUACUUAUGCAUUCCAUCCCGUCUUAUCAGUUUCAUCGCCACCUCAUUGAUUCUUAAUUCCAGCUGCGGUGAUUUGGCUUGGGCCGCUCCCUUCCAAAAUGGAAGCCUCGUUUCCGAAUGUGAUGAAUCAACCAGUUCAGCCAAUUCAGCCCGUUCAGCCAGACCGAACGGAGUUAGGGCCCCCGUCAAUGAUCAUCCAGCAAUACGCCCGGUAUCCUGCGCCAGAGCCCGGGCUACAUAGCGCAUCCUCUAUAGGCAGUGCUCGCAGUCAGAUUGCCACCUCUAAGUCGCCCCCUCUUCACCGCAAGGCUACCCCGCGCAGCUUACAGGCAUCGCCAACCGCCCCACGUCCUGGUGUCGUGGCCUUAGCCCCAGCCCCAGUAUCGGCACCAGCACCAGUAUCAACACCAGCACUAGCACCGGCACCGGCACUAGCACCUGCACCUGCACCACCAGCACCAGUGCGCCAAGCACCUUCAUUAUCGCCACCCGGUUAUGACUCUCUGCAGCAGAGGCCAACGCGAGAACAGAUGGAACAGUCUGAAAUUCGAUCUCUUCCAUCUCGCGACAUCACAGACGCAAUUAUCGACGAUGCCUAUAUUAUGUUUAUUUUCUACUGUAAUCCGAAUGUUCCCCUAUCGAUGGAUACUUCGGAGUUACGGAAAACCUUCAGAUGCCCUCCGAGGAGUGAUGGAAAGAGCUUCAGCAUAUUUGCGCUCUGGGAACUGAUCAAGAAGCUCGAUAGCAAAGAGUUGAAGACCUGGAUUCAGCUGGCCAUCGAACUGGGUGUAGAGCCACCCUGCAUGGAGAAGAAACAAAGUACGCAGAAGGUUCAGCAAUACGCAGUGCGACUUAAGCGCUGGAUGCGCGCAAUGCACGUUGAUGCUUUCUUCGAAUACUGUCUGGGUCACCCUCAUCCUUAUUACACUCAGCUCCCACCUAGCGAUAUUAUUAGCGAAAGCCGAGAUGGGGUUCCACUUGAAGAAGAUCUUGCCUUGCGAGCUCUUGUACCUCAAUGGAAGCCAAAACGCGGGCGAAAGCGAGGCGAACUAGAGGCGCUGGAAAAGGCCGCCAAGCGACCACAACUCGAUACUUCAAUGAGCAUCAUCCACCCAGGACCGUUUCCUGGACAUACUUCAGCAUUUCCAACAAGUGCCAUUCCGUUUAGCGCUUUCCCUGACGAGAUAGAGUCGUCUGAUCCGUGGAUGGGCAACGCACAUUCGUUCUCGGCUGAAGGAACAUCUGUGACUCAGGCUACCCAGCAGAGUCAAGACCUCAGGUGGAGACAUAUAGAACGCGAUGCCUCGCCGAAUGGCUACCCCCAUUCUGCCAUCGUCCCCAGGAAUAACCAACAGUCGGAGAUCUUCAUUCAGCCUGCAGAGCCACGUUCAGCAGUGACACCAUCUUCUAGCGACAAAGCGCGCCCCAAAAGACGCCAUGGUCCCGCCGUGUCAUCUGCCUGGCCUAGUAACAAUGGGAGCAACGGAAAGACGCGAGGCCGACCGCCCAAUCGAGGAACGGUGUCGGGCCCAUUUUCCUCUUUCCCAGUGAAUCCUGUCCGCACUGAGUCUGCUCAUCUACAAAAUUCCGGGGUCCGACCAUCUCCCGCUAUUAUCCUUGACCAAGACCACUCCAACCGGUUCAGUAACUCUCCAUACCAACAAUCGCCCACCCCAUUUCAUUUAGGUCCUAAGCCAAACAAACUACAGCUCCAGGUCCCACAACAGCAUGGGGGGCCUGUGCGCCUUGCGACACCUCCCACACUGACGGUGAACGGGGUUCAUGGCGCCUCUGGCCUGAUGAAAAUCGAGAAUCUCCAACGAAAUGGGACUUUGGCGCCACUAAACGACUAUGCUGGUAGUGUGGGUGUUACCAAUCCUUCUUCGUAUGCCAAUCGAAACACUGCGCCACAAUCGGAAAUUACAAUGGAUGACGUUGUGCGCGUACUGGCAGGUGAGCUGCUUCGUGGUAAAGUUGUCGGUCGGUCCGCUCCCCUGAGUGCGGAAGAAGGCCGGGCUUUGGCAUCAUCUGUUGUCUCAAGCCUCACGGCAACAUAUGCCAAACUGCCAGGCAGCUCUGCUGCGCUUAUGUCUGCAUUGCACCUAGGACUCGGACACCAGUUUGGCUAUCCCGGUGUUACUGAAAGUCUUAUGACUACCCAUAUCGAGAUGCUGCCAUCGGCUCCCGCAAAUGUUUCAAGCAUCGAUGGAGCCUCGUCAAACCAAGUUUAUACUAUCGUUCAUGAGUACAAGCACGGGCUACGGUUCUUGACCAAGGUGACUUACGGGAACCUCAACAUUGGAAAGUCCGACAGCAACAAGCUCGACAGCUCACUUAGGACAACUGACGAGCUGGAAAACAGUGUUGCCGAUCUGGACAGCAUGGCGGAUGCUGAAUUCGAAGUGGAUGGUGCGGAUGGGAGCGCCUCUGAGGGUACGUGGAAGCAACGGUACCUCAAGCUUCGUGCGCAGAUGCAGAAAAAAGAACGUUCUCUAUCGAACUAUAAGCGCAAGAUCUUAGAGUCUGUCAUGGCAGACCUCUAAUGGACUCGAUGGAAAAUUGAGUUUGAUAUUGUCUUCCUCUUCUUCUUCCGGCAAUGUUUAUCGUGAUACCCUACUGGAUGUUGUUGUGGAAACGACAGGCAACAUUACCAGCACGUGCUAUUUUGAAUAUAAUCCUACUAUUUGUUUCCAAAUCCGACGCGAAGCGGCUUUUCGCCGUUGAUCUUUGCUCGAUGUUUUUUCACCGAUACCCUUUGAGCGAACUUCCUUCAGUGUGUAUCCUACUUAAUAUAGAAUCCGCUUUUCCGACGUCUCUAUGCAAGUUGUGCUAGGAUUGUUUGGGCCU